This is a messenger RNA of Aspergillus udagawae, 675 nucleotides long. RefSeq lists its product as uncharacterized. The coding region runs from base 1 to 675 and encodes 224 amino acids. The transcript is spliced from 4 exons. The record is from RefSeq and is a predicted model, not a curated record. Lineage: Eukaryota; Fungi; Ascomycota; Eurotiomycetes; Eurotiales; Aspergillaceae.
AUGGUGGCUGUCGCUGUGCUCCCGCCAUCCACAUCAAUUAUAUCAUCCGCGCUUCUUACGUUUGCUGCUGAGUCCAAUAUUCAUGACGCCCUACGCCAGGGUCGAGUUCUCGAAGCGAGGCGAAUAGGGAAGGGCCGGUUCAGCCGCUGCCGCCUCUGGCUGCUCCUGGUCAGCUUUAACGCGCAUACCCGAGUCCUCAGAAUCAAGAAUAUGCCGACUGAACUGCACGAUGUCCACCAGCGGUGGGCUAUAGCUGCUGUUGGGGAAUGGCCUCUUGACGGUCUCUUAAAUCGCGAUGAAGUCCGCCUCUUUGUGGUGGUGUUGGCACGACCAUCAUGUCUCCAGUGCCUGAACUGCAAUGCUCCUUUUGCCGACGAUGCGCAACUCAUUGAACUUGCUCUUCAUGAUACUACCACCGAUGUGCACCUCGACCAUGAUCCAUUCUGGGUUGAGGCUUUUUCCCACCCUGGCAUGAGCUACCAGUGUGUUGUCGCCCACAUUAUGCAGAUUGCCCGUGCCACCUUUGGCCAGGAGCCGGUGGUCACCGAGGUCCAGGUCAUUGCCGAUGGCUUCCAGUGGACAGCCGAGAUGAAUCAUCCAGUGAUCAUCCAGGGUGUGGAACGCUUCUGCAUCUUUAUCUUCUGCACUUUUACCGCACCAGUUAGGGGAAUGUAG